ACUGAACUAAUAGUGCAGCCUGACAGCGAAACGCGUCUCUUCAUCUGAAGCAAGAACCGCAUGGCUCGGAUCUGCUUGUGUGCAUCAUACCUGUUACUCGCGUUGGGCGGUAGGAAGACGCUCGCAGGCAGAGGUGCUGGUCUGACGCGUUGACGUCACCAAAUCAUCGACAGCACUUCCUGGAGUGGUGUUUGUUGUGGGAAAUAACCACCGUGGUGUUGGACCUCGGAGAGAGGGGGGGGGGGGGUGAGCGAGAGUCAGUCCACAUCAACGGCAGAAAAAGGACGGCACAAACUACUACACUAGGCCACCCCCCAAGCAUGUGGUCGCGGCAGCUUUCGACCGGUAUCAGAUAAGGCAGAAGAAGUGACGGCUGAGACUGAGGAAGGACGAGGUGGAUAUUCACGGACGGACAGCCGGCAGAGCCGAGCAGAGCCGAGCAGAGCCGCCGUCAGCACGGAGCUGUCGCGAUGUUGUAGCCAAACCAUGGACAGCAGAAUAAAGGAGAAUCCAGAAAGAACAUUUGAUCUGGUUGUACAGGUGGCAUGUCCAGCAUCUGAAAAUGAAGAUCCAACCGUGCUAUGGAGCUUCCCCCAGGACCACACAGACCAGGAAGUCCUUCAGACGAUACCAAAGUUCUGCUUUCCCUUUGACGUGGAAAGGGUGUCCCAGAGUCAGGUGGGGCAGAAUUUCACCUUUGUGCUGACGGACAUCGACAGCAAACAGAGGUUUGGUUUCUGUCGACUCACUCAAGGCUGCCGGGUCUGCAUAUGUCUGCUCAGUUAUCUACCAUGGUUUGAAAUCUACUACAAGCUGCUAAAUACCCUGGCAGACUACCUAACAAAACAACAGGAAAAUGACUUGAGUGACAUGCUGAAUUCUCUCUAUGAUCUGCCCGUGCCAAAGCCCUUCACGCCAGUCAACCUGAGUGUGAAUGAGCAGUUGUAUAUUGCCACUGGGCAAGUACUGAGAGAUCCGCGAAGCAAGGAGCCGCACUCCUACUUCAUCGCCCCGGAUAUCAAUGGAUUGCCAACUAUCCCUGAGAGUAGGAACAUGACAGAGUACUUUGUGGCUGUGGACGUCAACAACAUGCUCCAGCUCUACGCCAGUAUGCUGCACGAACGGCGCAUCAUCAUUACCUCAAGCAAGCUUAGCACUUUAACUGCAUGUGUCCACGGUGCAGCUGCUAUGCUCUUUCCCAUGUACUGGCAGCACAUCUUCAUCCCUGUACUGCCCCCGCAUCUUCUGGACUAUUGCUGUGCCCCCAUGCCAUACUUUGUGGGAGUUCAUCUUAGUCUGCUGGAGGUGUCCUCUUUGAAGAGCAAGUUGAAGAAGCAGUCAACGGCAACAGGAAGUGGUGUGGCAAGGGCCUUCCUGAGAGCGCAGGCUGCCCUGUUUGGAUCCUACCGAGAUGCCCUCAGAUAUAAACCAGGGGAGCCAAUCACAUUCUGUGAAGAGAGCUUUGUGAACCAUCGCUCGAGCACCAUGAGGAGCUUUCUGUCGAUGGCAGCCAACCUGCAGCUCUUCAAACAGUUCAUCGACGGACGGCUGGCCAAAUUGAACGCAGGCCGUGGCUUCACCGACGUGUUUGAAGAGGAGAUCACAGAGGGGGGCUUUUGUGGAAGUAAUUCAAGGUCUUAUCAGCAAUGGAUGCACACUGUUAAGAGAGGAGGAGCGCUCAUCAACACAGCUGUUACAAAGGCCAAGAGUCAUGCCAAGAGGGGCAUCCGGGACAUUAAGGGCAGACUGAAAGCCAGGGAAGAAGAGGAAGAGGGGAUGAUGGUGUGUGCAGGGUCUCCCACCAGCACCAAAAGCCUGUCUCCAAGGAGACUGCAGAAGAUGAGACGACAUAACUUCAGCAAGUCUCCCAUGAGCAUGGGCCCUCGAGAUCUUGGCUACGGCCUUGAUGAUGAUGAGCUGGACAGUGCAAGCAAAAUCUCCUCAGAAGACAGCGGGGAUGCUCCUUCCUACAUCGAGGACAGCGAUGAUUCGUACUCGCUGGAGCUCGACAUCGACUCUUCCCACUCGGGCCAGAUGAACUUGCUGGAGGAAAUCCUGGACUCUCUGAACACCACGACGCUGGAGCAAGGCAAACUCAGUGCUGCCAAGAGCCUGGACUUCUUCAGGUCCAUGGAUGAUUUAGACUACAAGGCCCCGACCAAACUGACACCUUCCAGUGAGUCUAAACCUGCAGAUGUGAAAGGUUGUGGUGGAGGCGGGGAUCAGGGGGGCUGGAAUAUGGGCCAGGACGACAGCGUGGUCCACGGGAAACACCUCCCACCGUCCCCACGGAGACAGCCCAGCAAGAGCAGCCUGAAGGUGUCAAAGAAACCUGCGGCAGCUCCUCCAGUGCCUGUCGUCACUGCAGCAUCCCCAGGCCAGGCUGCCGAUGUCUCCAAACUCCUGUCAUGUCCUCCUCAGCCCCAUUCUGACCAGGUCCCUCACACUUUACCUCCAGGACAACAACCGGGACACCACUUCUCCUACUCGCCCAUACCAUCCCAUAGACUUACAACCACGGCGCCAUCUCCCACACUGUCUCACACCCACAGUUCUCCAGCACCUGUUUCUCAACGGGACUAUUCCCCUGUUCCAGUGGGCCGGUCUCGGACCGUCUCAGACUCCGAAGCCAGCACUCAGCCUCCUCAGAAGCAGACUUCCUCCACCAGCGUCCUGAGGAGGAAGGUGCUGUCCAAGGAAAAGGUGAGGCACUACCAGGAAAUGGCCCUCCAGAGGCAGGGCAGCAAAGGCCGCCAGGAGGGUGAAGGGAGCCUAUCGAAGCACAGACAGUCAGCUAUGCCAAUCCCAUGGGAGAAAGAGGUGUCCAAAGAGGGGCUCCUGGGGCUCGGCCUCUGUCUGGGUCAGGGUAAAGGCUCUGGUGCAGCUGUGGUGCAGGAUCAAGGCCUCCUUGAGGAGAUUGAGUCCAUGUGUUGCCUCAGCUCCGUCCUCCACACCAGCCUGCAGCUUUCACAGGUUCACUGCAACAACAGUCACCACCAGGUCCAGGGCAAAGCCACAGAUGAGUCCUAAGGGGACGUAAAAGACUCAGAGUCUGUAAAAUGCCAUAGGUUCCAAUGAAAUCUACUCACUCUCAUUCUCCUAUAACGUUCAGCUGCAGACUCAGAGAACAUGAUCGGUUCAGAAGUUUUUUUAUCUCAACAGCCAGCCAUCAGGAAAAGUUACAAACAAAUCUGAUGUCAUACAGGCAGCCACCAACCAUUGGCUACACCUUCUGUUGCAGGAAAAAAGGAAGAGAUGAACUGAUGCUCUGAAGAAUUGUCCAUCUGUCAUCCAUCUUCGUAUUUAUAUGAUUAAAUCAUUAUUUUAUGUGAAAAAAAUCUGCCAUUGUAACAGGAGUAUUUUAACCUGUUUCCAAUAGAAGUCAACUUGUUUUGAGAAUUUUCCCAGUAUGAAUACCUGUAUCUUGAAGACAAGGUCUCCACUGGAAAAUUUUUGGAAAAAAUUCAACUUUGUUUUAGAAAAGACUUUAUUUGCAAAAGAAACUGGUGAAAUUAAUCUCACUACAGUGGCAGAUUUUUCACACCCAACACAAGAUAAGCACUUUUCUUUCAAGUGAUUUGGGUGCUCUGCUAAAGUAACAACAACCUAUGAGUUUUUGACGUUUAAAAUUUCUUACAACAAGUGAAGAAUCUUGUGAACUUUUUUUUUGUUUUGUUUUUCGGAGUGCCGUUACCCCAGUUUGUGAGAUUUUUCGCUUGUUUUGAGAAGUGCAUUGCGUUUACGCCCCAUCAUAGUAAUUGUGUCUGUAGUCAUCUAAAUUUCUGGACGAAGUAUUUUUAUGUGUUGUAUUUUUCAUCUUCUGACAUUCGCAAUGCAGCACCCAACAGUGACCAAUGAAUUCUGUUUUGGGGAAAAUAUAAGCAGCGGCCGGCAAUGGAGGAAUUGGUCACAUGCCUGAAAGGCAUCUAGAAAAAGGCUCAGUCAGAAUUAAGAGGCGACGUUAGGUCCUCAGCACAACAUCAUGUCAGUCUUCUGCUCAAACAUUUCACGUGAUCGACUUGAUUUUGAACUUGCAGAUUAACAAAUAAAUACUCAAUUAUUGGUACUGGUUCUAAAAUUAUUUGAGGAAAGAAGGAUUUUCUAGAUACAAAGUCUACUUGGACCUUUGAAAUAAAUUAUACACUGUGUAAUAUAAUGUUUUUUAUCACCAUGCCUUAAAUGGACAUGUGAUUUGUUUAUGAUACUCUGGUGUCUUAAUGCAUAGAUACCAUAACAGGUACUUUGUGAUCAGAAUAAUGUCAGAUCUUAAAUGCAGCGAUUAAUAGUACUUAAACAGCACUGUAUUUACCUGGAUCCAUAGAACAGUUAAUAUAUGAUUUGCUUUAAGCUGCUGCUUUUGAAUGCAUUCCAGGUAAUGAGAUGUUCGUGUAGAAACCCCUCUUCUCUGCUCUUCCCGAGUUCCUCAGGACACCUCUGUCAUUCUGGAGAGAUGCAAAUACACUCAAAGGUUAAAAUGGGUGAUCUGAAAAAGCCAGUAUCCAUGCUCCAUCUCUGCUUCUUUUUUCUUUUUUUUCCCACACCAUCGCUACGCUGCUCCUCAUGUUGUCUCUCCUAAUUUUCUGCCUUUUACUACUUUCAGCGCAUCUCGACUGUAAAACUUGUGGCCAGUUGUUGCAAAGCUUAGGAGGUUUCGAGAGGAUGUGGAAAAGGUCAACUUUAUCAGGAUAUGGCUGGCAAUACGCUACGUUUGUGUUAUUGUCCACAAAUCCCAUGGAAAGACCGAACCUAACAAUACAUUAGUAUGUCUCUCGUUGCUUUCAGACUUCCCUACCCUGUCUGUGGCCCAUUUGUUCCUACUAAUGAUGUAAACUUUUAAAAUGGGUCAGAGAUACUGAAUAUAGUUUACAAGCUCAGUCUUUAAAAAAAAAGGCUGUAGCUUCUUCAGUAACUAGGAGUAACUAUUGCAUUUGCUGGGGACUAUUCUCAUCCAUAGAUUUCCAGUUAGUAAUAUGAAUUGAUUGGCGGUUUUUGUGUUUUUCAUGGGAUUUGUUGACAUUUCAGAAAAAUCCAGACUUAUCAUAUAACCCAGUCUUUAUGUUGAUCUUCUUCUUUCUGUCUCACGCGUGGAAAUGCAAUCUCUGUCCUUCUAGGUUAGAGUCGCACACUGUAAUGUAAUGCAGUGGUUGAUGAUUGUACUGUAAUGAAGCAAUACAGUUCUCCUCAGAGAGUAGCUAAGUGGAUGUAAUGUGUACAGAGUCUAAAGUAUUUCAAUAACAGACUCUCCCGUGGAGAGAAACGCCAUGUCCAGAUUUGUGGGUUCCCAUCAUUCUCUGUGUCGCCACAAACCCAGAGAAAAGAAAAAAGCUUUUUCAUGUGCUUGUGUUGGGAUUAUUACAUUUAUAGUUCGUUGUUCUUAUGAUUUAUGCCAGACGCCAGUCGGUGUGGCAGUUUAAUAGCAGCUAUUUCUCCACUUUUCGAGUGCUGCUCUGCGUUAACGAUUUGCUCAUAAAGUCUUUGGCGUGCUUCUAAAAUCCCAGGAAUCAGUCCUAGUAAUUCCAAAAAGAAAAAAAAAUAAAUAAAUAACAGGCUCCAGAACAAUCACUGUACUGGCCUUAUUCAUUGCAAACACUUUAAAAAAACAUAUUCACUAUGCAAAUAUUCAAAAUGAUCAAAAAGGUCGGGGGGGGGGGUCACAUAAUAUUGUACGAUUGCACUUGAAGAAUAAUCACAAUCAAAUUAGUUUCUAGUGGCAAUUAGCCUCCUGUGUCCGUAAAUAAAUAAAUAUGAGAGUCUAUUUAACUAUGUGAGCUGGGGUGUGUCUGUUGGCGUUAAAGACGGAGUGCAUGAUGUGCCUUAUACAGUAAGACCUACCAUCCCUUAUAAUCAGCACAAGGUACAGUAUUAUAGGACGGAGGAGUAUGCAGUGUUUUCAGACCACCUUAAAUCACAGUAAUGAACAUUGAACAUUUGGUAUUUAUAUGAUAAACAGACACAAAAACCCCUACUUGGACCUGAGAAACUGACCUGAAUUGAACUUAGGUACUAACAUUGUUUUUGUAGCUGUUUUGCUUUUGAGUUUCAGCUGCAGUCCAGCUGGAGUUACUCAGUGUUUUUCUUUGCUGCAGUGGUCGGUGGGAAUCUUCCUGCCUGUAUUUAAGAGAGGAUCUAUGAAUUUCUCCGGGUUAUUUCUCCUUUUGUAUAUUAGGUACUUUCUUUGAUUGUACUAUUAAGUGAUUUCCUGUAUAGUUUGUGACCUUUUUCUUUUGUUUUCUCUCUUUUUCGAACACCUUGAACACUCACUCUGAGCUAACUGUAUUUAAAGACGUUUCUCAGAGGAGUUUCUCUAGUUGUUUUCAAAAUGAUUAAAGAUAAUUUUCAACGGAAUAGAUGUGUAUUUUUUCUGGCUUGAGUAUAUUUUACAUGGAUAAUAUAUGAUUGGUGUUGUAUGUUGUUAAAAAAAAAAAAAAAAAAAAAAAAACACCUAAUAUUUGAAUGUUUUUAGAUUUUAUUUUUGGAGGAAAAAAAAUAGAGAGAGAAUAUAAAUGAAAUGUCCCAUGUAGCCAUUCAUGUUCAGAAGCAUCUGACACCUUUUAAUAAACAGCGACUGACGAAUGCUUGUACAUGGUACAAUGCUUACUGUUGUAUCUGCAUGUACUGUAUGUACCUGUAUGUGCUGUAUGCUAUGAUUUUGUUUUGUUUAGUGUUACAGAUGUGGUCAGUUCUUUUGGUUAUUUGUUUUGGUAUUAUUUCAGUAUUUAGCACCUCCGUCAAAUCACGAUCUCAAAAAUGAUGAAAAUUAACAUUGGUUCUCGUAUGGUACACUCAUUCUGCCUUGCAUUGGGUAGUGUAGAGUUAAGUCUCACCUGCCGUGUAUUUUCUGUAGAGGAAAACAUUUCUGCUUUUUUGGUUACCUGCUACUGUAACUCUAACCAUAGAGCUCGGUGGGGAGAAAUAAUUGAGCAGUGCGCUGCUGUUGAGGCUGAUACGAAAAGCUUUAGUAUAUCUGGUCCCGUUUACACUAAUGUUGUACACUGAAGAAAAACUGAGUGUCAGGGGAUUUGCAUUUCAGUGUCUGCAGGCUUGUGACGACUAAGGAUAUCCAAUACUCUAUUAACAGAAUGUAAAGUAAAGCUAUUAAUAAAUAUGUAGUAAGUGUGAGUGAGUGGGAGGUGACAGAUUAUGUAGCAGCUUUAACCUACAUACUAUGGAGUAAAAAAAAACACAGGUUCAACUUUACAACGAGAGUAACAUCACUUUUCCUAAACCAAUAAUUAAAAAAAAAAAAAAAA
Xiphias gladius (swordfish) is the source of this 7250-nucleotide messenger RNA. It is a transcript of the gene dennd1b, whose product is annotated as DENN/MADD domain containing 1B. Gene Ontology annotation, biological process: endocytic recycling; endocytosis. The record is from RefSeq and is a predicted model, not a curated record. Bases 487 to 3030 code for a protein of 847 amino acids. Lineage: Eukaryota; Metazoa; Chordata; Actinopteri; Istiophoriformes; Xiphiidae. Gene Ontology annotation, cellular component: intracellular membrane-bounded organelle; nuclear speck; cytosol. Gene Ontology annotation, molecular function: guanyl-nucleotide exchange factor activity; phosphatidylinositol phosphate binding. The transcript has 22 exons.